GCCACGCCUGUUCGGGAGCUGACGUCAUCACACUGCGACCCGAGUAGUAGCUUAUUGUAGCGGGCGAUCCUGAAAGCGAGAGGCGAUGAACAGCCGCCUGCAGGAGAUCCGAGCCCGGCAGAAGCUGCGCAGGAGGCUGCUGGCCCAGCAACUGGGGGCGGAAAGUGCUGACAAUAUCGGCGCCGUACUAAACAGCAAAGAUGAGCAAAGGGAGAUCGCCGAAGCCAGAGAAAUGUGUCGAGCUUCAUAUGAUACAUCAUCACCUACUCUGAAGCGGAAACCUCCAGAGGAAGGGGAGGCCAGCGAAGAAGUGAUUGAAGAAUGCAAGGAUACAGUUGAACCACAGAAGGAAGAAGAGAACUUGCCCUAUAAAGAAGAAGUUUACAAAGAUUCUAGCACUUUCUUAAAGGGCACCCAGAGCUUGAAUCCUCACAACGACUAUUGCCAGCAUUUUGUUGACACGGGCCACAGACCUCAGAACUUUAUCAGAGACGUUGGAUUAGCGGACCGGUUUGAGGAAUAUCCAAAACUCAGAGAGCUGAUCAGACUGAAGGAUGACUUGAUAUCAAAAUCCAAUACUCCUCCAAUGUACCUACAAGCGGACCUUGAGACAUUUGAUCUGAGAGAGCUGAAGAGUGAGUUUGAUGUAAUCCUCCUUGAACCGCCACUGGAAGAAUAUUUCAGGGAAACGGGCAUUGCCGCCCAUGAAAAGUGGUGGACCUGGGAAGAUAUCAUGAAAUUAGAUAUUGAAGGCAUUGCAGGCUCCAGGGCCUUUGUGUUCCUGUGGUGCGGCUCUGGAGAAGGUCUGGACUUUGGUAGAAUGUGCUUGCGGAAGUGGGUUAGACGAUCUGAAGACAUUUGUUGGAUAAAAACUAAUAAAGACAAUCCUGGCAAGACCAAGACCUUGGACCCUAAGGCAAUCUUCCAGAGGACAAAGGAGCACUGCCUUAUGGGUAUUAGAGGAACGGUGCACCGCAGCACUGAUGGCGACUUCAUCCAUGCCAAUGUUGAUAUUGACCUCAUCAUCACAGAGGAGCCAGAAAUAGGAAACAUUGAAAAGCCAGUAGAGAUCUUUCACAUUAUUGAACACUUCUGUCUGGGACGGAGGCGACUCCACCUCUUUGGCAGAGAUUGCACAAUUCGACCUGGGUGGCUUACUGUGGGACCUACAUUGACAAACAGCAACUUCAACUCUGAGACAUAUGCAUCAAAUUUCAAUGCUCCUAAUUCAACUCUAACUGGCUGCUCUGAAGAAAUCGAGAGGCUCCGACCCAAAACACCACCACCAAAAUCAGACCGUGGCUUUGGUACAUCUAGAGGUGGUGUUCGUGGGGGGUCCUCUGUGGGUAGAGGAGAACGAGGUAGAGAGAGGAACAGAGGAAGCUUUAGAGGAGACAGAGGAAACUUUCGAGGACGGGGAGGUCCACACAGAGGUGGAUUUGCCCCUCGUUAAUCCAUUCCUAGGGUUGGCUUGUAACCUUUCUUUUUAUUUUCAUGUAACAAAUGUGAUACUGUUAAAGGAAAAAAUGUUUUCCAGAUGUGUAAGCUUUAAUCUUGACUUAGGACGCUGGCAUAUCUUUGUUGAUAUUUUUAUAAUAAAAAAUGUAAAAUGUC
Bufo gargarizans (Asiatic toad) is the source of this 1614-nucleotide messenger RNA. It is a transcript of the gene METTL14, whose product is annotated as methyltransferase 14, N6-adenosine-methyltransferase subunit. NCBI's taxonomy places the organism in Eukaryota, Metazoa, Chordata, Amphibia, Anura, Bufonidae. Gene Ontology annotation, cellular component: nucleus; RNA N6-methyladenosine methyltransferase complex. Gene Ontology annotation, molecular function: mRNA binding. The record is from RefSeq and is a predicted model, not a curated record.